GAGAUAUUGCACUUUUGUUUUGUUUUUGUGACGAGUAUCCUCCCACUUAAGAAAAGUACAUAGUUUUUAAAAAAUUAAAAGAAAUAUGAAAUCUCAGUAAAAAACAAAAACAGACAACAAAAUAUGUCACCGUGUAUUUCAUCGAAAGUAAAUACCCAUCUAGGUGCAAUAACAUUCUUUGCAAAAACCCAUCCCGGAGAUGUUUGUGGCAGCAACGGUCUGCCAUUGACCCCGAAUUCAAUUGCAAUUCUCGGCCGAGCGCAAAGAUUAAAAGUUAUUAAACACCCAAAUCUGUGUCAGUACUUGGAUAUAAUCCGAGGCAAACAUGAACGUACAAUUGUUGUUUCUGAGUACUCUGGUGAUACAUUGGAACACAAAUCGCGGGUUUCCUUUAAUUCCAAACAAGUAUUAAGAGUUUUCUAUCAAAUUGCAUGUGGAAUAGCUGAGGUCCAUCGAAAUAAGUUUGCGAUUCACAAUUUGGAACCAAAGAAUGUGCUCCUGGAUGAGUUGGACAAUGUCAAGCUGUUCAAUUAUGGAUUGUUUGAUAUGACAAAUGGAGGGGAAUACGUCCCAUUCCCAAUUGGAAACAUUCGUUACAUGGCUCCGGAGCGCAUUGCUGGUGCCAAACACAACAUUAAAAGUGACAUUUGGGGUUUAGGAAUCAUUAUUGCUGAACUCUUGCUAGAAUGCCAGCUGUGGGCGAAUCUGAAGAUAUCUCAUAUCAGUCGAAAAAUACUCUCAUUCUGUAAGACGAAUAGUGUCUUUGAAAAAAUUUCCCGCGAGCACAACUGCUACGACAAAUACUUAGCCCUCGACAAAGAUAUUAGGCUGUUGGUUGAAAAAUGCCUCUCUGUUACGGUGGGAAAUCGCCCUCUUCCCGAUGAUCUCGUAAAAGACAACAUAUUCAAAUCGAAUCUCGAGCUUUGUUCUGUUAAAAUUCCCGAAAAACCCAAGCUUCUUCUGUUGCGUUGCCCUCUCGAUCAGAUUUACUAUCUGUGGCAAUUGGCCGGAGGCGAUGUUCAAUCUGAAUUGAAAAGUGAAGGAUUAAUUCGUAGUGAAGCGCCAAUUCUGGGACUUCCACGAGUUGUUUGUUUGAGCGGAGCAAUUGUGGGACCACAAAGGAGCCAAAGCCAUCUCAUGGAAGAUCGGGUGGUGAUCUUAAAGCUGAAUAACUUGAUUGAGCGGUUGAAGGGCAUUCCUGCUAUGGCCUACUAUCCAUUGAUACAUUCGCCAAAGUUCGUCUUCAACUAUGGUUCCGGAAUGGAGCAACUGCCAUUAAUAAUUCGUGAACGCGACACCGAAUACCAGUUCUAUCGAGUUAUGUUAUUUUCAAGACUUCUAAAGGGCUAUCCGUUCACUGCCGAUUUGAUUGAGAAAGAAGCAGCCGUAGAUAUUCCACCACUGCUGCGCGGUCCAAUUUGGGCUUGUCUCCUUGGAGUUAUUCCCAAUGGAAGCUAUGACAAGAUCGAUAAAGUAACGCCCACUUCCACCGAUAGACAGAUCGAAGUGGAUAUACCUCGCUGCCACCAGUACGACGAACUUCUAUCAUCUCCCGAAGGUCAUAGUAAACUUAAGCGACUUCUAAAAGCUUGGGUUACCUCCCAUCCACAAUAUGUCUAUUGGCAGGGACUUGAUUCGCUUACAGCUCCGUUUUUGUAUCUCAAUUAUAAUCAAGAAGAGCUCGCAUUCCUAAGCCUUUACAAAUUCAUCCCAAAAUACCUGCAAUGGUUCUUUUUAAAGGAUAAUUCGGCCAUCAUAAAAGAGUAUCUGAGUAAAUUCUCUCAAUUGACGGCAUUUCAUGAACCACUGCUGGCCAAACAUCUCAGUGCUAUCAAUUUCAUUCCAGAGCUCUUUGCAAUUCCUUGGUUUCUCACCAUGUUUUCACAUGUAUUUCCAUUGCAUAAGAUCCUGCAUCUUUGGGAUAAGCUGAUGCUAGGUGAUAACUCAUAUCCGCUUUUCAUUGGUAUCUCCAUCUUGAAGCAACUCAAGAGCACGCUUCUCAGUUCUGGAUUCAACGAAUGUAUACUGCUGUUUUCUGACUUACCUGACAUCGUAAUGGAAAACUGUGUUGUGGAGUCACAAAAAAUGUAUGAAACAACGCCAAAGAGCGUAACCCACCGACAACAUGUGAUCAGAGAAGGAAAACUUCAUGAGUUUGAUAUCUCUGGACUUACAUUAAUUGAACUACAAUCCGAAAUGUGCCCACGCAUCAGUGCCAACGACUAUUCCCACCUUCUCCUAAAUAAGCCAGACGAAUUGGCUACAAUUGAUUUGCGUGGGGUGAUAGAAUAUUCAAGAGUACGCAUCGAAAAUAGCAUAAAUAUUCCAUUUACCUCAGUGCAAUUGGGCGAUACACGAUUGGAGUCAUUGAAUAUUGUUAAUUUGGAAGCAAUGCUGGAGGGUAAAAUUGUUGUUGUGGUCAGCACAAUUCAUGAAAAUGCUGUUUUGUUUUCUAAAUUUUUCGUGGAGUGCGGAGUGGAGAAAGUAUGCAUUUUACAUAACGGUUUUAGUAUUUUACAUGCAAUCGAACCGAAUAUACUUUUGUCAACGUAGAAUUUUUGUAUUACAGAGUAAUUAAAGUUAUAUUAUUAUAAAUAUUUAAAUAA
Molecule: messenger RNA, 2606 nt
Organism: Eupeodes corollae
Lineage: Eukaryota; Metazoa; Arthropoda; Insecta; Diptera; Syrphidae
Product: TBC domain-containing protein kinase-like protein
Exons: 8
Coding region: 124-2553 (809 amino acids)
Biological process (GO): activation of GTPase activity; protein phosphorylation
Molecular function (GO): GTPase activator activity; protein kinase activity; ATP binding
Source: RefSeq, a predicted model, not a curated record